Chelonia mydas (Green sea turtle) is the source of this 4231-nucleotide messenger RNA. RefSeq names its product folylpolyglutamate synthase (gene FPGS). The record is from RefSeq and is a predicted model, not a curated record. The transcript is spliced from 16 exons. Bases 674 to 2377 code for a protein of 567 amino acids. Lineage: Eukaryota; Metazoa; Chordata; Testudines; Cheloniidae. Gene Ontology annotation, cellular component: cytoplasm; mitochondrion; cytosol. Gene Ontology annotation, biological process: tetrahydrofolylpolyglutamate biosynthetic process. Gene Ontology annotation, molecular function: ATP binding; tetrahydrofolylpolyglutamate synthase activity.
AUGGCAGCGGUCUGUCCAACUCCCCAGGGUGCUGACCAUAGUGACAGAGCGGCAAUGCCCAAUGAGCUAUUACUACUGCGAAACCUGGCCCAGCUAGACACCUGGCUAUAUUCUUACAAGCAUUCCUGUGUCUGUCGCUUUAUCUGGCUUUGCUUACAUGGAUCUAGAUUAAGAGCAGUAACUCUCCAAGUGCACAGAGCAAAUGCACUACACAUUCAAUGCACUUAACUUCGGCAACGUGUAUCCCGUAAAUACCUUUUCCUGCCAACAGAGCUUAUUAAACCUGAUAUGCACCUAAUAGAAACUCUCUAUGGAGAUCUUAAUGGAUUCCUGUGCUGAAAGGAAAUUCUCUCUUUCCUUGGGCUGCAGCAGCUCCUGUGAAUUUGUUUGAGAGGGUGCAGCAGUGGUGCUGGCAAACCAGAGUAAACCCUGAGCCUUUGAAAUGAGAGAAAUGUGUGCAGAAUGCAGCUGGUGAUAACCUUUGUCCUUCAACUAGGCUAGUAGCAACACCCGCCAGCAGCCAGUGUGAGGUCUGUAAACAGCAGGCAGCAAAGAUCAAACUUGCUUCAGAGCAGAAAGUAAGGAUGAUAAAGGACAUGUAUAAGUUGUAAUCUCUGGCUGAAUCUCCACACUUAGCAACAGCCCUGCAAACUGUAGGAGAGAGACUGGCUGAAUGUGGUGGAGCUGCCCCUACACUCGAAGAAUUGAGAUGGAUGCCAUCCGGACCCUGAACACCCUCCAGACCAACGCCAGUUACCUGGACCAGGUGAAGCGGGAGAGAGGAGACCCCCAGGUGCAGCUGGAGGCCAUGAAACGCUUCUUGGAGCGAAGUGGGUUAAAGGUCGAAGACCUGGAUCAACUGAACAUUAUCCACGUAACUGGGACAAAGGGCAAGGGCUCGACGUGUGCCUUCACGGAGCGCAUCCUCCGCAACUAUGGCCUAAAGACGGGCUUCUACAGCUCUCCCCACCUGGUCCAGGUGCGUGAGAGGAUCCGCAUCAACGGGCAGCCGAUCAGCAAGGAGCUCUUCAGCAAGUACUUCUGGCAGGUGUAUAACCGGCUGGAGGAGACCAAGGACUCCGGCCACACCAGCAUGCCCGCCUACUUCCGCUUCCUCACCAUCAUGGCCUUCCACGUCUUCCUGCAGGAGAAGGUGGAUCUGGCUGUGGUGGAAGUUGGCAUUGGGGGUGCCUACGACUGCACCAACAUCAUCAGGAAGCCGAUCGUGUGCGGGGUCUCCUCUCUGGGGAUCGACCACACCAGCAUCCUGGGGGACACCAUUGAGAAGAUCGCCUGGCAGAAAGGGGGCAUCUUCAAGCCUGGUGUGCCAGCGUUCACAGUGCCCCAGCCUGAGCGGCCCCUGGAGGUGCUGAGGGUGCGAGCCAGGGAGAGCUCGUGCCCGCUUUACCUGUGCCCUGACUUGGGUGCCUUCGAAGAGGAUGAUCAGGCACUUCAGCUGGGGCUGGCGGGCGAGCACCAGCGAUGCAAUGCCACUCUGGCCCUGCAGCUCUCACGGGCCUGGCUGCAGCAGCAGGGGUAUCAGGGUACUGGGGAGCUGAAGGACUUGCAGCCAAGUGCUGAGCUACGAGGCAAGAGACCCGUGCCCCUGGCACCGGCCUUCAGGCCCAGCGGCUCCAUGGUGCAGGGUUUACGGGACACGGAGUGGCUGGGCCGCACCCAGGUGCUGCAGCACGGGCCGGUGACGUGGUACGUCGACGGGGCGCACACCACCAGCAGCGUGCAGGCCUGCGUGCGCUGGUUCCGCCAGGCAGCCCUCAACGAGGAGAAGCCUGUGGACGGCUCCGAGGUCCGGGUGCUUCUCUUCAACGCCACGGGGGACCGGGACACAGCUGCUUUGCUCAAGCUGCUGCUGCCUUGCCAGUUUGACUACGCCGUCUUCUGCCCCAACUUCACGGAGGUGUCUGCGGUGGGGAACGCAGACCAACAGAACUUCAACGUCACCUUGGAGAACAUGCUGACCCGUUGCCUGGAGAACCAGAAGAAGUGGAACCAGCUGAUGGAGGAGAAGGUGGGGCAGGGCCUCUGGCUGUCUCCCCACAUGCAGGUGGAGGGCGUGGGCAGCCUGCUGAAGCCAGACCCCUUGCGCAGCCCCCUGCUCUUCGUGCCCUCCUCCGAGCGUGCUCUCAACUCCAACUCGCUGGUGUUCCCCUGCAUCUCUCACGCCCUGCAGUGGAUCACCCAGGGCAGGGACCCACACUUCCAGGCGCCCGCCACCAAGGGGCUCCACCUGCACCCCGUGGCAGGCAGCGGCGCCGUCUUGCUCAAGGAAGCAGCCGCCAUCCGUGUGCUGGUCACGGGAAGCCUGCACCUGGUGGGCGGAGUCUUGAAGCUGCUCGACCAAUCGCUCUCGCAGUAGCGGGCGCCCGUGGGGGGGGCCUCCAUGCCGCUUUUUGCUGUUUACUUGAAAGUAAACGGCUCAGGGGCUGGGCACUGCUGGGGUUCUUGUGCUGAGCCCUUUGCAGCAGCUGGAUCUACCCCCUAGGACUGGGAUUGGGGCAGCCAGGGUCCACGUCCUGGCACCGGGAUCUUGUGCGGAGCCCCUCGCGGCAGUGCCACCUGCACCCUGGCACCAGGACUCUCACAUUCAGCCUCACCCCCACCUCCCCGGAGCAGGAUCCGCUCGUUAGUGCCAGGAUUUGGUCACUGCACUCAUGCAGGUGUCCCUAUUGCCUGGGCUGGGGAGCCUGGGGUGAGACCCCAGCAGCUGAUCUCCGCCCGCAGGGCAGCCCGUGGGGACUGGCUGCACCGUACGUUUACUUGAUGUUCCAUGGCGCUGUCCUUCCCGGAAGCUCACCGUCCCUGGCCUGGCCAAGCAGACAGGUGGGGAGCUCUUACUUGGGCCAGAGUGGAAUUCCUGGUCUCUGCCCUUCUGCUGCCUUCUCCCUACCGAAGCCUCUGGGCCCCACGGGGGGCUGAGGAGGGCAGUGUUCGUCUGCCAGGGUGAGGCUUUCCCCUGCCAGGCAUUCAGAGGGAGGCGUGCGCAUCGGGCAGACCCAAGCUGAGCAUCAGCCUCCCUUGGCUGGUGCGUUGCCUUCCCUGGGAGCUGCCCCAGCCGCCCCGCAGAACGAGUCUCUCCCCCCCCGCCCUGGUGCCUUUGUCUCUGCCCUGGUGUCUGUUCGGUUGAGCCGCACAAGCCGAGCGGUGUGCGAUCCAGGGAUGGGUUUGAGUCUCGCUGCUUCAGACUGUUCGGGCUCCUCUGGGACUGGGCUUGCCCUGGGUGAAUGCAGCCAGGUCCUGCCACCUGCGUGUAGAAUCGGCUCCGGAAGCUCUGGCUGGGUGCUCGUCAGAGGCCGUUAGUGCUGGGGUGUGUCUGGAUUGGGGUCCGGUUGGAACUGCCUGUGAUCGAAGGCCAGGAGUGCGGUGGGAGCUGUGUGCCAGGCACAGAGCCCCAAGUCGUGCUCACUCCCACCCAUUGGUGCUGCCGGGCAUGUUCACACAGCCCGUGGGGUGAGAUCCAUGCACUGUAGUGCCAAGGAGUCUCUCACAGUGAUCUUGGUGCCCCAUUAUGUGAGCUUCUCCCAGGCCAACAAUGGGGCAAUGGGGUCCAGUGUUGUGUAGGCAGGUCAUCCCCGAGUGCAGAGGGGCCUAGUGCAGGAUUUGUCCCUGUCUUUCCCUCCCGUCUCCUCCCAGUGCAGAGAUCUGUGCACUGGGGCUGAGACUCCUGCCUCUCUCCAGUGCUGGGCAGCGGGAUGUGAGGGCUCUCUGCAUGCCAUUUGCAAAGUGGGUGAUCCCCCCCAGACCCGGGUGGGCCAGGCGGCAGGCCGGGCUCGCUCUCUGCUGGACGGUAACUAUGAAUGACUGGUGGGCAGGGCAGGUGGGUCUGGGGGUCGGGAAGUCCUAGUAGCUGAGGAGCCGGGCUGCUUUCUGGACCUUAUGCAGUUCUCUGUUUGUGCUGGUGGCUGGCCUGCUACCCGGGUCGCUUUAGAAUGACAACUUCACCGCCCGGCAGUGUCCAGGCAAACGGGUGCUGGGAAUCGGCCUGAUCUCUCAGGGACCCUCGUUGAGCAGGGACUUCAGGAAGCAUCUGUCCACAGGAGCGGAGUCCCUCUGGCGCAAGAGUUGUGGAAACUGGCUCCAAGCCCCAAGGCCACGAGCCGCCUGCUGUCGUCACAGCUCAGCCAGUGUCUCUUGCUGCCCUCUGGGGGCGCGCUCCAUGCAGAAACCUGCUGAAAGCUGCACCAGGCCAGGCAGCGAGCUAGCUGUCCCUGCU